CCACUGUCUGCCGGUCUCGCUGCGCGGGGCAGGCGCCUUGGGGUAGGCGUGUUAGGAGCGAGUUACAGUGCAGGGUUGUGGUACAAUUUUUUAUAGCAUUAGUGAACCAUUGAUAUUUGCAAGUCAUGUCCUCUGAAGCUGUAAAAGAAACUGGGAAUAAAAAUGCUGACCAACCGUGCCAGGACAGUGCGUCACAUGGUGACAGCAUAGAUGGCGACAAGCAGAGUUCAGUAGGCACAGACAAAGAAGAUUUUGGUUAUGAUUUGUAUCCUGAAAGACAUGGUGGAAAGUAUAAGCCAGGUUUUUGGGAGCAUAUGCUGCUUCAUGAGGGUGAAAACCUAAGUGAUCAGAUUACUUGUGAGAAAAAUGUCUUCAACUGCUUCAAGAAAAGUUAUGGAGUAAGACUAAUGCUAGAUGCCUUGAAAUCGGCAGGAUGUCCAGUGGAUAUGAGCAGGAAUGUGUCCUGUGAGACAUGUGAACAUAUUGUCACUGGUGGCUAUGACCCUUCCACAAAUCAGAUUGUCGUCUGUCAAAACGUUGCCCGGAAAGAAAGCGUGGUGCAGGGAAUCCUGGUGCAUGAACUUAUACACAUGUUCGACUUUUGCACCAAAAAGGUAAACUUCGAGAACCUUGAGCAUUUGGCGUGCACUGAGAUUCGGGCUGCCAAUUUGACCCACUGCAGUUACGUCAGCUCCAUCUUGCAAGGAGAUUCCAGCCCCAUCAACAUCAAACAGACGCACCAGGACUGCGUCAAGAACAAAGCGGCCUGCUCCCUGGUGGCGGCGCGCGGAAUCACAAAACGCGAGGCCGUCCGCAUAGUGGACCUGGUGUUUCCUAAGUGUUACGCUGACCUGGAGCCCAUCGGCCGACGGGUGCGGCGUAACAGUGAGGAUAUCCGCAGAGCUUACUUGGAGCGGCACAAGUACGGAUACGUGUGACCAACCAAACGGACUAGUCAUUUAUGAGGAGGUAGCCAUUUUUGCAUUGUUACGUGACCAAGAUGCGCCGGAACCGCAGUGGACUUGUGAUUGUCAAUUCUCGUUGAUUGCUCAUUUAUCGUGAGAGACAAUACAAGGUUGUGCAAAUUA
This is a messenger RNA of Pollicipes pollicipes, 1088 nucleotides long. RefSeq names its product mitochondrial inner membrane protease ATP23 homolog. The transcript has 7 exons. Bases 126 to 938 code for a protein of 270 amino acids. Gene Ontology annotation, biological process: mitochondrial proton-transporting ATP synthase complex assembly; mitochondrial protein processing. Gene Ontology annotation, molecular function: metalloendopeptidase activity. The record is from RefSeq and is a predicted model, not a curated record. Lineage: Eukaryota; Metazoa; Arthropoda; Thecostraca; Pollicipedomorpha; Pollicipedidae.